Molecule: messenger RNA, 759 nt
Organism: Patiria miniata (bat star)
Lineage: Eukaryota; Metazoa; Echinodermata; Asteroidea; Valvatida; Asterinidae
Gene: rps12
Product: 40S ribosomal protein S12-like
Exons: 6
Coding region: 154-582 (142 amino acids)
Biological process (GO): translation
Cellular component (GO): cytosolic small ribosomal subunit; ribosome
Molecular function (GO): structural constituent of ribosome
Source: RefSeq, a predicted model, not a curated record
ACUGAAAUCAAGGCGACGAAGACUGGUCACCGCAUGAUAUGCAGAGCCCCCUCAUACGGCGAGUCUAUGCCAUGUUAAAUUUGUGUACAUAGCGCCCUCUUUCAACUUUGUGAACAAGAUCGGUUGUGCCAUUCGAGGACGUCCGCUGAAACCAUGUCUGACGCGGAAGGAGAUGGACCAACCCCAGCCCCGGCUGCUGCUGCCGUCGGUGGCGGACCCAUGGACGUGAUCACUGCCUUACAAGAAGUCUUGAAGACGUCCCUCAUCCAUGACGGCCUGGCAAGAGGUCUCCAUGAAGCCGCCAAGGCUCUGGACAAACGUCAAGCCCAUCUGUGUGUCUUAGCAAACAACUGUGACGAGGCCAUGUACAAGAAGCUUGUUGAGGCUCUCUGCGCUGAACACUCCAUCAACCUGUACAAGGUUGACGACAACAAGAAGCUGGGCGAGUGGUCCGGACUCUGCAAGAUUGACAAGGAAGGCAAAGCCAGAAAGGUGGUCGCAUGCAGCUGUGUUGUGGUUAAGGAUUAUGGCAAAGAGUCUGCAGCAGUUGAUGUCUUGAACGACUACUUCAAGGGACGCUAAUAAAAAUAUUGAACCCCACCGGAAAACCCCUACUACAGAAUGAUCUACCAUCUUGGGAAUCAUGACGCAGUGUACUAACUGUUCACAUUAUACCUGAAGAAAAUUACAACCGGAAAUGUAAACACCAGUGUUCACGUCCAUGGGGAAAACAAAUAAAAUGUAAAAAGCAAAAAAAAA